AUGACUGAGCCACAAAUGAAGAAGAUGAGGCCCAAUUGGAAAGUCUCAAGUAUUUUGGAUGGUUCUCUCAGUGAGGAGCCAAAAAGUGUCAGGGCUGUUGUAGCCACUGUUAGGGAAAAGAAAGAUUUGGCUCAGUGCAUGCAGGAAAUCAGUAGAGUACUUCCGGUGCCAGAAUUUGCUCAUUUAAAAAGGAUACGUGGAUGCGAUGUGAUUUUGAGCAGUACUGAUGGAUUCCCAGAAUUCACGGAUGAGGUGAAUGUUGGGGCUUAUCUCGAGGAGAAGGGAUUAAGUGGGACUUUGGUGGAAAAAUUGAGUGAGAUAAGACAAGAAAAUGUGCCAAAAAAUGCUCCAGUACUUCGGUGGCAGUUUGAGAUGGCAUCUAAAUGUUGGCCAUGUAAAUUUCAUCCUGAUAAGUAUCUUGAGUCUCUCUACAACAAUCAAAUCUUUAGUAGUCAACAAAUCAACUUUCAUAUCAGCAUCAUGGAGAUGUGUCUGAAGUUGAGCGAUAAGCACAAAAAUCCUACGAUUGUUGUUGAUCCCAGAGACUCAAAAAUUGUCACUGUGGCUUGGUCACAAGUCGACAUGCACCCUCUACAGCACUCUGCCAUGGUCGCUGUUGACAAUGUGGCUAGGAGUCAGGAGGGUGGGGCCUGGGAAACUGAGGAUGUAUCCCAAGUUCUUGAGAGUAUACGUGAGGGACUUAAGGGAUUGUCAUGCGAUGGUGGAAGUUGCGGGAAUCUGGAUAAAUACGGACCGUACCUCUGCACAGGAUACGAUGUGUAUUUGCUGGAAGAACCCUGCCUUAUGUGCUCAAUGGCUCUGGUUCACAGUCGAGUCCGCAGGGUGUUCUUCCAGCGACAGUCGCCAGAGACUGGUGCCCUCAUGAGCAUAGUUCAACUGCACACAGUCAAGGAGCUAAAUCAUCAUUACCAAGUGUUCAGAAUUGACUGA
Messenger RNA from Phlebotomus papatasi, 951 nucleotides. RefSeq names its product probable inactive tRNA-specific adenosine deaminase-like protein 3. Gene Ontology annotation, cellular component: cytoplasm; nucleus. The record is from RefSeq and is a predicted model, not a curated record. The coding region runs from base 1 to 951 and encodes 316 amino acids. NCBI's taxonomy places the organism in Eukaryota, Metazoa, Arthropoda, Insecta, Diptera, Psychodidae. Gene Ontology annotation, molecular function: tRNA-specific adenosine-34 deaminase activity. Gene Ontology annotation, biological process: tRNA wobble adenosine to inosine editing. The transcript has a single exon.